This is a messenger RNA of Branchiostoma belcheri (Belcher's lancelet), 956 nucleotides long. RefSeq names its product SLIT and NTRK-like protein 1. The transcript has 3 exons. The record is from RefSeq and is a predicted model, not a curated record. NCBI's taxonomy places the organism in Eukaryota, Metazoa, Chordata, Leptocardii, Amphioxiformes, Branchiostomatidae. Gene Ontology annotation, molecular function: protein binding. The coding region runs from base 330 to 956 and encodes 208 amino acids.
AUAGAACCGCGUCCACGGUCUGUUCUUACUGUGCCCAUUCCAAUGACUGUCGUGACAAAGGCCUCAAGAGGGUUCCACCAGACCUACCCACAAGUGUCGAUUGCCUGAGGUGUAACAAAAACGCCAUCGUAUCCAUAACUCAGUCUGACUUCUCCAGGUACACGCAGUUAAAAGUGAUUGAUUUGUCUUAUAAUAAACUAACCGUUAUUCAGAAUGGAACGUUCAGAAACCAUCCCCAGCUUUAUUGUUUGGAAAUACUUGCAAACCAAAUAACUGAUAUUAAACAUGCCGCAUUUUCAGAUCUACCAAAGCUUUAUAAAUUAGCCCUGAUGGUUAACAAAAUAGCAAACAUUCAACAUGACUCAUUUUUAAACCUACCCGAGCUGGAGCAUUUGUACCUAGGAUAUAACGAGAUAACAAGUAUCAAAAAGGGCACAUUCUCAAAUCUACCCCAACUUUUUAAUUUGGGCUUGUUCAAUAACAAGAUAUCUAAUAUUGAACACGGUUCAUUUUGGAAUUUACCCAAGCUUGCCGGGCUGCAGCUUUAUAAUAACCGGAUAAAUAAUAUUAAACCUGGUACAUUUGCAAACUUACCAAAUCUACAACUUUUGGAUCUGAAAAACAACAAAAUCAGUAUCGUUCAGGGUGGAACAUUUUCAAAUCUGCCGAAACUGAAGAAACUGUUUCUAAACAAUAAUCAAAUCACGAUUCUGUCAGAAUAUAAUGAGCUGAUGUCGAUUGCAAAUUGUGACUGUAGGAUGCUCCCCUUCAGACAAAAGAUGGUUGGAAAAGUUUUUGUGGACCACAUCAUAUGUGAAAAGCCCAGUCGUUUUUUAAGGCGAAAGCUUAAAGAUAUAAACCCCGAUGAUCUGAUAUGUGACAAACCACAAAUACGAGUUCUGGUGGCUCCACGUCUGCCAACCUGUCUAUCUACGUACAAGGACCAUCAUCUGUAA